Molecule: messenger RNA, 1375 nt
Organism: Cyprinus carpio (common carp)
Lineage: Eukaryota; Metazoa; Chordata; Actinopteri; Cypriniformes; Cyprinidae
Product: GTP:AMP phosphotransferase AK3, mitochondrial-like
Biological process (GO): nucleobase-containing compound metabolic process
Cellular component (GO): mitochondrion; cytoplasm
Molecular function (GO): AMP kinase activity; ATP binding
Source: RefSeq, a predicted model, not a curated record
GCAUUAGGAAAGGACGGGCUUAAUCUGGGAAUAAACCUGGAGUCACGUUUUGUCGUGUUGACUCCGCAUCCCUAGAUUUGAUGGGACUGCAGUUGUCGGAGGGAUGCUGUGAAGAGGAAGUGUUUAUUUGACUCCACAUUCACAAAUAGCCACUUAAGGGUGCAUCUUCAGUCGAACAGGAGCAUGGGUCUGCAGACCGUGUUCCGUGCGGUGAUCACGGGGGCCCCGGGCUCGGGGAAGGGGACCGUGUCCCGUCGGAUAGCGCAGAGUUUCGGACUGAAACAUCUCUCCAGCGGAGACACGCUGCGGGCCAUUAUCGAGACGAAGACAGAUUUGGGUCUCCUGAUGAAGUCGUGUAUCGAUCAGGGUCAGCUGGUUCCCGAUGAUGUCAUCUCUCGUCUCAUCCUGUCCAGUCUGAGGGGUCUGGAGCAGAGCAGCUGGCUGCUGGACGGGUUUCCUCGGACUGUGGCUCAGGCCGAGGCCCUGGACAGCGUGUACGAUGUGGACUCUGUUAUAAACCUGGACGUGCCUUUCCAGACGAUCCGCGAGCGUCUGACGUCUCGCUGGGUGCACCUUCCCAGCGGCAGGGUCUAUAAUAUAGACUUCAACCCGCCUAAGAAACCAGGUCUUGAUGAUGUCACAGGAGAACCGCUGGUCCAGAGAGACGAUGACAGUCCCGAAAUUGUGUCCAGGAGACUCAAGGACUAUGAGAGACAGACACAACCCGUUCUAGAGUAUUACAGGAGUAAAGGAGUAUUGGAGACCUUCUCAGGAACUGAAACCAACAAGAUAUGGCCUCACAUUCAUGCCUUCCUGACCAGGAAAAUCCCAGGAAACCAGCAGGCUGUGGGAAAAGCGUGAUUGCAGAACCACCUUGAGGACUGAAGUACACUGUUGGACUCGAGCACAAUACACCUCUGUGGCCUUAAGCAGUCUACUGUAUUCGCCGAAGCCUUUGGUGUCACCAUCUGCUUGUAUGCCAUUGUGAGAAUGUUAGCACCAAACUAAAGGUUUAUGAUCAAACGAUAGUCUCAUGAGCUCUAGCGCUGCCAUCUUAAGCAAACAAACUAGCUUAAAGAGUUAAGAUUGCUAAGAUUAAUAAUUAAUAAUAUGGUGCCCAAACCAUACUCUUAACCCAAUUUUUUUUGGCUGCAAAGUGUGGACACAGCAUCUCCUAAACAUUCCUGUUUAUUUUUAACCAUUUUAAUAUUAUUGAGAUCUGUGCAUACUAGAGAAGAAAAUAGUUAAUUAAAAAAAUUCCCAGAUGAAUGCAGUGCAAAAUUAUGAUUUAGACCUGAUUUUUGAAUGUUCUGACAAUUUAUUAUAAUUUUUUUUUGUAAACCACUGUGGCCUUAAUUAGUAAAAACACUAAUUA